AUGUCGUUUGGUGUGACUAAUGCGCUGUCAACAUUCAUGAACCUAAUGAAUCUAGUAUUCUAUGAUGUGCUGGACAAGUUUGUGGAAGUUUUUAUUGAUGAUAUAUUGGUGUACUCUAAGAGUGAGGCGGAGCAUGUAGAGCAUUUGCAGUACGUGUUGAAGACCUUGAGACAGCAUCGACUAUUCGCCAAGUAUAGUAAGUGCCAGUUCUGGCUGGAUCGUGUUGCGUUUCUAGGACAUGUGGUGUCAGGAGACGGCAUAUCAUUGGAUCCAGAGAAGGUAUUUGUAGUGAAGGAUUGGCCUAUCCCUAAGUCGGUGUCCGAUAUUAAGAGCUUCCUGGGAUUAGCUGGUUACUACCGUCAUUUCAUUAGAGAUUUUUUGAAGAUUUCAGAGCCGAUGACACAACUUACGAGGAAGGAUAUUAAGUUUAUCUGGUCCGACGCUUGUGAGAAAGUGUUUGAGGAGCUAAAGUCUCGACUGAUUACGACCCCGGUCUUGACGAUACCAGAUAAGAGUGGGAACUUUGAGGUGUUUUGCGACGCAUCAGGUAGAGGAUUAGGAUGCGUUCUUCAGUAG
Molecule: messenger RNA, 576 nt
Organism: Asparagus officinalis (garden asparagus)
Lineage: Eukaryota; Viridiplantae; Streptophyta; Magnoliopsida; Asparagales; Asparagaceae
Exons: 1
Coding region: 1-576 (191 amino acids)
Source: RefSeq, a predicted model, not a curated record